Messenger RNA from Stylonychia lemnae, 798 nucleotides. The record is from the annotation of a GenBank genome assembly. NCBI's taxonomy places the organism in Eukaryota, Ciliophora, Spirotrichea, Sporadotrichida, Oxytrichidae.
AUGAUUACAUCACCCAUUAAAAUAGCAUAUGCAGUUAACAUUCAAGUAAAUAUAAGUCGACAGAUUUUAGUGUCAUAUAUUCAAUUUGGAACUACUCACGAUCAUACUAGUUCGCCUAAAGUCUAUGUUGAGUCAAGCGAUUUCCCUUAUCAGCAAAGCCCAAUGUUUUACUCUGGUAUCAAUAGCGAAGUUAAUUUAGGAUAAAUAGGUUCUAUGAUUAAUUUCAACUAUUUCCCUGGAUUUGAAAAGGAGAUUAUAGAAGUGUAAUUAAAUGCUAGAAAAGAACUUGAUUUCCCAAACAUGACUAAUUUAAAACCUUAAGAUUUGAAAGGGAAAAGCUUACUAAUAACUUAACCUAUCAAAUUGCCAGGAAUUAAAUGUAAAUCUGAUAGUUAUUCAAUUGAGCUCUGGGUGAAAUUCGAAGUACUUCCUCAAUUUCCGAUAUAAUUAUUUAGUGAGUGCGAAUAAGCCUCUAAUGUCAGUUGCUAAGGAAUGCACUUAUUGCUAAAAACCGACUUUUUAGAUCCAUAUAUUGAGCAUUAAGUGAGUCCAGAUUAUUCAUCUCUAUGGUAAUUGCUCACUGGAGAUUUGAUCUCUUAGCAUUGGAAUUAUCUAUCUGUAACUUACAUUAGAUCUCUAGAUACAAACAUCUAUAAAUAUCUAUUAAAUCACAUUUAUAAGGAAAUUAAGGACUAAAAUUAGUCUAAGCAUCCAAUAUUAUAAAAAGAGUUUGUAUAUAUUGGACUUCUUAACCAAAUUGAAACAAUGAAUUGUGCUUUUUAUCUGAAGGAACUUUGA